GCAAAAAGGCAGAACGGAAGACGGCGGCAGGACGCGGCGGAAAGGACGGCAACGUGAUGAAGUGAAGAACGUGCUAAUGAAGUGUUGCAAGGAAGAGCUAUUUUCACUGACUGAUUCUCACCGUCUGAUCAGCUGAUUUCAAUGACAUUAACCAGUGUUGUUAAAACUCCAUGUUCCAUGACUUUCACACAACCAAGAAAUAAAGGCGUCAUGGCAAAGUGUGCCCCAAUAGUGAGGAGCUCGCCUUUGUGCGUAGCUUCAGUCCCGAAUACGAGCCGCCCUGUGUGAGGAAAACUCUCCAAAUGAGAGGUCAUUCCGGAGUAUUUGCUUACAAGGUCCUGUGGUGGUUGGGGUCCAGUCCAGCAGGAUACAGUAAUCACUCAGCAUGAGCGUCUCAACGGCUCCACAGUAAAUGUGCCAACAGAACCCUGCAAUCAUGAAGCCUAAUGAGCGCAGACAAGCCCAGUCACCGGCUGAUGGAUUGGCUCGGAGCGGUCCGGGGCACGGGAGGAUUCAACCUGCACAAUGCACACCCGUCUCUAUGGAAAAGGGCAGGACUCACGGCGUGAUAGACGGCUCAAUCAUUCCAGAGUCUCCGCCACCUUCUACCUACCGGACCUACAUCCGCCGAGAGAUUCCGCCGAGAUGCAUCAGCUGUGUUGUGUUUUUGGACCGACUAUUUUCAUUGUCCCUGGUGGCACCGCAAGGGAGAGGCAGGGACGAACAACACAGGUCGACCUUGUUUGUCCGACUUUGCGCAUCCUCCACCCGGCCAUCCUCGUUCAACCAAGCAAGACAAACUACCUGGAAAGCCAAAACGGACGUAAUGGAUAUCACCCAACGGGGAGAUGUUCCCUCAAAGCUGUCAGGGCCAAGGGUUCCGCAAGCAACGUGGGCUGGUGCUGUGAACAGAGAGGCCGCGACUGUGAAAUCGUUGGCAUUUCGGAGGCCGAGCCCCGUGUAUAAUCAUGGGCUGAAUGCAGAUGAGGCAUUUUUCAAUCCUGACCCAGCCACCGGGGGUCAGGAUCGGACGGAGGAACCCCGAGAGUGUCCGACAAGCCUGAAGCCGAACCCUGCUGCGGAAGACGGACUCCAGUCCCUCAGUCUCAAAGAGGCCCUGGAGCUUUUCCGGCCAGACUUCAUCAGUCGAUCCCGGGGUCGGGUGAGGAGGAUGGAGCGCAGGGCGAAGAGGAGGAGGAAAGCCCUGCAGGGGUCUAAGAAGGACCUGGUCCAAGGUUUGCAGGCGGGCAGGAGGAACUGCACCACGCCGGAUCCACUUUGCGAUAACCUUUUCAAGCCGAGGGAGCGGUCUAUAUCGGGCAGGGAGAUGCAGCGGCGGUCCAGACGGAAGUACAACAUGCUGCCGGAGGUGGAGGAGAAAAGGCGCGAGGAGGAAAAGAGAGCGCUGUCACGGGCCAAUAGACUGAGAGCUGGCGUCUUCACGAAGACAAUUCUGGAGCAGAUCCUGCAAAAAUGAAGGAGAUCUCAUCAGAGGGCCACAUGGCAGUUAUGUUUGGCCUCAGAGGGCCGAUUCUAGCAGAAAAAUACUAUUAUUACACCAUUUUUUUUAAUGCAUUGUUUUUUUUAGUAAUUUUUUUUUUUUUACAAAAAUUUCCCCAAAAAUAUAAGGUAAAUUGCAAUAAUUUUCCCCAAAAUUUAGUGUGUAUUAUUUAAUGGAAAUACAUUUAACUAAUAAAUGGGAAAACAUUCGGGCUGUUUUUACGGUAAAAAAAAAAAUAAAAAAAAUAGGCUGCUCAGUUGCCAACAUUUUACUAUAAAAUGUAUAUUUGUUUUUUUUACUGUAAUUUAAAAAAAGUUAAAUAUUACUGUAAAUUGGACAUUUGUUUUUCAACUGUAAAUUUUUAAAAAAAUGCAAUUUUACAGUAACAUUUUUUAACCUGAGAUGCCAAUUUUUUUCUUUUUAUUUUUUUACUGUAGCUAUUUCGGUGUAUUAUUUUAGUAGAAUUGCUGGAUUAUUGUCACCACUACCUGUCAAUGUCAUUAAUACUUAUUGUUGUAGCUGUCUCUACUUCCGUUCACUCUGCUCAUGUCAUAGUUCCUUCGUGUCACAGUAUGUGUUUUAGUUUCUAGUCCACAGUUAGCAUUUGUACUAGUUUUUGUUCAUAGCCAAGUUUGUUCUCCGCCUUAUGCAUGCUUUUUCUUUGUACCUUUUUGUUUGUUCUUGUUUUAGUGUUAAAUUAAUUCAUGUUUACCUGCACAAUGCCUGUCGCCUUCUCUGCAUCUUGGGGUUCGUCAACAACUCAACCUGACAAAUUGGAACCUGAGCUGCCAAUUUUUUGUAUUUUUUUUUUUUUUAACUGUUGAUUUUUUGGUGUAGAAUUUUCGGUGUAUUAUUUUAGUAGAUUUUUAAAAAAAACUUAAAUGUCCCAAAAAAUAUGUGGUAAGUUGCAAUAAUUUCACCCAAAAAUGUAAUGUAUAUUACAGUGAAAAAAAUACUGUCUUUAAUUUAGUGAAAAAUGCUGUAAAAAAAAACUGCAGUAAAUUUCACAAUUUUACCAUGCUACUUUCUACUUGAUAUUUUUACUUUGCACAAUUUAAUAACUUGAUUUGAAAUCAUUAUUAUUAAUAUUUGUUUCUAUUUAACAAUGGUUUGAAUAAUCGAUAAUACAUUUUUGCAUACUUGGACAAUAUUUAAGUCAACAUAAUUUGCGACUAUAUGGAGUACUUUUUGUUUUCUCCCAAAAUAGAAAGAAAUAGGUACAUAUUAAUAUAUAUUAAUAGAUACAUAUGAUACAUAUUAAUUCCAGGCUUUCGGGGGCCACAUCUGGCCCCCGGGCCUUGACUUUGACAUCUGUGCUCUUUGGGUGCUAAUGCUAAUCAUAUGCUAAUCAUAAUCACAUGCUAAUCAUAUUAACAAUUUUUAAUUAUUGUACAGUAGUGCUUCAUACAAAGUUUAUUUUUGUUGGAAAUAAACAAAUUAAGUUAGUAAUUGUAUUUAUUUAUUUAAAUCAAAUGUAUUUAUUCAAAAGGCAUUUUUUAAAUCUAUUUUUUAUUUUAAAAAAUAUUCUUGUCACAUUCUUUAUUAUCAAUAAUUUAAAUGUAAUAAUUUGAAUAUAUUUUUAUAAUAAGAUUAAACAAAAUAUUAAAAAUCAAUUUUAAAUUAAUACAUUUAAUUCAAAUAAAUAAAAAAAGUAUUAAUUUAAUUUAAUAUAAUAAAAUACAAUUAAUUUAAUUUAUAUAUAUUUAAAAAAUAAACAAACAAAUCCAACAUACCAAAAUAGAACCAGAAAACAUUAUUACAAAUUAAAAAAUGGUGUGAAAAAAUAUAUACCUCCCUCCUCUAGACUAAUGGUUAUAUGGUGACUUUUUUUUUUUUUUUUUGCUAAUUUGUUGUACCCUAAAAUGCCUGAUUUCAAAAGGUGCAACAUUUUAACUUGUUUCUUUACAUUAUAUUACAUCCGCUUGCCAUUUUGUGACUUUAUAAUCUGUCUUUUAAUUCAUUUGUGUAACCCUAACUCCUAAAAGCACGGGGUUUUAACAAAUAAAAUAUUAUUUAUUUGCAUUUCAAAUUAAACGUUUUUUUUUAACACUGACAGGAAUUUAAAAAAUCCCUCUUUUUUGACAUGCUUCAAUUUCCUAAAGUUCUUACUCCGAAAUUGCAAUAGAAAGUGCAUGUUUUCUUUGUUUUUUUAUGUGUUUGUUGCAAUACAAUUGCGGGACAAAGUGAAAGUUGCAAUAAAUCGUUGUGAUUUUCAAUUUGUGAGUAUAAUUGGGGAAAUGUGUUGAUUAACGAACCAAUAUAAAGCAAAAGCUUGAGAAAAUAUCCAACCCACGUGGCACACAAAAAUAAUACAAAUGCUAAAAAUGAUCCCUCAGCCUUUACAUUAGAGAAAAAAACAAAAAUUUCACAGUUUAUGCUGAAGACAAGAAAAAAAAAU
This is a messenger RNA of Nerophis ophidion (straightnose pipefish), 3899 nucleotides long. RefSeq lists its product as uncharacterized. NCBI's taxonomy places the organism in Eukaryota, Metazoa, Chordata, Actinopteri, Syngnathiformes, Syngnathidae. Gene Ontology annotation, cellular component: centrosome; centriole; cytosol. Gene Ontology annotation, biological process: regulation of centriole replication. Bases 413 to 1477 code for a protein of 354 amino acids. The transcript is spliced from 8 exons. The record is from RefSeq and is a predicted model, not a curated record.